AAGGCUGCUUGUUGUUCCCGCAGAGAGGCGAGAAGAUGGCGGCCGUGUCUAGCGGAGGUGCUGCUGGGUCCGCUGCGGCCGGGAUUACGCACCCUCCACGACAGACCCACGUAGUUAUGGGCCCUCCGAACCGAGCCCAGCCGUCCUCCGGGAUCAGCCCUUCAGGUCAUACCAGCACGGCCAGUGGGUGCAUCACCAAUCCUGGCCACACUUCGGCCACCAGGCCCCCCCCUGCCCGUGUGGGCCACUACGAAAUCGAGCGGACCAUCGGCAAGGGAAAUUUCGCGGUUGUUAAACUAGCCACACACACCAUUACUAAAGCAAAGGUGGCUAUAAAAAUCGUGGAUAAGACUCAGCUAGACGAUGAGAACCUGAAAAAGAUCUUCAGAGAGGUGCAAAUCAUGAAGCUGCUGAAACACCCCCACAUCAUUCGCCUCUACCAGGUGAUGGAGACGGAGAGGAUGAUCUAUCUGGUAACAGAGUACGCUAGCGGUGGAGAGAUAUUUGACCACCUGGUGGCUCAUGGGCGCAUGGCAGAGAAGGACGCCAGGAAGAAGUUCAAGCAAAUUGUGGCAGCAGUCCACUUUUGUCACUGCCGUAACAUCGUCCACAGAGACCUGAAGGCUGAGAAUCUGUUACUGGACCACAACCUCAACAUCAAAAUCGCAGAUUUUGGCUUCAGCAACAUUUUUUCCCGGGGCCAGCUUUUAAAGACUUGGUGUGGCAGCCCUCCCUAUGCUGCUCCAGAGCUUUUUGAGGGCAAGGAGUAUGAUGGACCUAAAGUAGAUAUAUGGAGCUUAGGUGUAGUGUUAUAUGUGCUGGUGUGUGGCGCCUUACCAUUCGAUGGCAGCACUCUACAAAAUUUGCGAGCGCGUGUCCUUAGUGGAAAGUUCCGCAUCCCUUUCUUCAUGUCUACAGACUGUGAGUAUUUAAUCAGACACAUGUUAGUUCUGGAGCCCAGCCGACGGCUGACCAUGGAGCAGAUCUGUAAGAACAAGUGGAUGAGACAAGGAGACCCAGACCCAGAGUUCGACAGAUUGAUAGCAGAGUGUGAGCAGGUGAAGACGGAGAGAGAGAUGGAGCUCAUCAAUGAGCAGGUGCUGAUAGCCAUGUCUGACAUGGGCUUGGAUCGAGAGCGCACACUUCAGUCCCUACAAACAGAUGCAUACGAUCACUACAGUGCCAUUUACAGUCUGCUGGCUGAACGCCUCAAGAAACACAAGUCUCUGCGUGUUGCCCCGCCCACACCGCGCAUCACCUAUCCUGUAAACACCGUACAGCAGACAGACCCACAAGGUAAUCCAGUUAGCAUAACCGUUCCCCAUGUCCAGCUUAUCAACCCAGAGAACCAAAUUGUUGAGCCUGAUGGCAGCAUGGCCCUGGACAGCGAUGAAGGGGAGGAGCCAUCUCCCGAGGCCAUGGCUCGCUACCUCUCAAUGAGGCGGCACACUGUGGGGGUACCAGACCAAAGGACAGAGAUGCAGGAAGACCUUCAGAAGCUUCCACCCGGUUUUCCUCGUGGUGCAUUGCCUCAGCCUCCUUUCCCCCAACUUGCCCCUACCAUGGCUCAGAUGCUCACACUCAUGCCAACACAGAGUCUGCAGCCAACACAACAGCUGGAAUACAAGGAGCAAUCAUUGCUGCAGCCGCCUACCCUGCAGCUGCUUAAUGGCAUGGGCCCCCUGGGUCGAAGAGCUUCAGAUGGUGGAGCCAACAUUCAGCUACACGCUCAACUUCUGAAGAGGCCUCGAGGGCCCUCACCACUUGUCACCAGCCCGCAUCCUAUCUCUGCAGUAGCUCCCGUGGAUGAGGAGGGUUCAGAUGGAGAGCCAGAUCAAGAGGCAGUACAGAGGUACCUGGCGAACCGCUCCAAGCGGCACACGCUCACGAGCACACCGCAUGGCGAGCCCUCGACAGAGUCACAGAGGCCCCAGGGCCCCCGCCAGAGGGGGGGCUGGGCCCCCGACAUACACACCCGUAAUGAUGGUGGAGGUGCAGUUUUUGGCACAGGGCAGACAUAUCUACACAUCACCAGUAAACCAGGAUCAAAAAUAACUCUUCUCCACAAUCCUGGAAAGAACAGAUCCAGCUAUAAGGAUUGUAACACCCUUCAUCUCCCCAUGGAGCGCUUCUCUCCUGUCAGACGGUUCUCUGACGGCGCCGCCACCAUACAGGCCUUCAAGGCUCAUCUAGAGAACAGCAGCCUCAUUAAGCAACUCAAGCAGGAGUGCGAGCAGCUCCAGAAAAUGUACGCUGCCCAGCAGGACGAGCGCUUCCUGGAACAAACUCAGCAGCAGCAUAUCCUGUACCAGCAAGAGCAACAAAUCCUCCACCAGCAAAUCCAGGGUCUGUCUUUAGGCCAUGGAGAGAGCCAGCCCAGUCACUUAACCCACCAGCUCCAGAGGUUGCGUAUCCAGCCCUCCAGCCCUCCGCCAACACAUCCCAGCAACCACCUCUUCAGACAGCCCAAUCAGAGUCCUCCGCCUGGCUCUGCAAGCAUAAUGCAAGGGCACGGGGGUCAGUCAUCAGUGCAGUACCAGCAUGGUGCCCCAGCGAUGUACCAGGGACAGAGUGGGAGCCCACCUCCCACAGGCAUGCCUCGAGUUUCUCUGCCAACCAAUCAGCAGGCUGCAUCUGCUCGCCCUGCUGUCCCACUGGGACAGGUUGUACCUCAACAGCAGCAGGUGACCAUCCAGGUUCAGGAAGUGGAGCUGGGAGGUGGGGCACAGAGACAGGGUAGCUUUUUGUCUACACCAGGGGGACACCGAGUCCUCGGCAAGCAGCUCAGUGCAGACAAUGCCGAGACACACAGUCGCAGCCUUGGCCGAUUCACAUCUGCCUAUGACCAGGCACAGUUCAAUCCCCACCUCUUCUCUAGCGACGCCACCUCCCGGGGUGCAUCUGGAGUGGUCGGCUCCUACAGCCCCUACCUGCAGGGAACCUCCCUUAAAGUCCCUGGGCUAGAGGGGUACCAGAGUGGGGCAGUGGGGACCAGCAGCUACGGGGCCCCCUCCACAUUACAGCAGGCCCUGCUUUCCCCAACUCCUUUGGACUACCGCCCCCCACAGCAGCACGUCACCCCAACCCUGCAGGGCCUCCUGUCUCCCCGUCAUUCUUUAACAGGCCACGCAGACCCCAGACUACCCCCUCAAGACCUGGCUGCCCUGCUGAAAAGACAGAGUCCCCGGCCAUGCCCAGCACCCCCAACACCACCCAGCGGCGCGCCACAAGAGUUUGGAGAUAUGCUGCUUCUCCGUCAGCUGAGCCAAGGAGACAGCCUGGAGCCAGCUGCAGCUCAGGGCGCCUCUGGGGGGCAACACUACCACCACCUCCUCCAGAUAAGACCUCCAGAGGUUCAGCCACAACAUCACACGCCUCAGGUGCCAUGUCCCACCUUACCUCACUCAGAGAGCAUGGAGGAGGACGAGGUGCCAGCUGGAUACCACCACCCGCAUGAGGGUCUGCUGGCCAAGGCAGGGGAAGGACAUGAGCUCCUCGGCCCUCCCCGAGGAGGAACCCCACCCUACAGCUCCCCUACACACAGGCACGGUGGUUACAUAAGGAGUGCUCAAGCUUCUCGAGAAUCAGACCAUGUGGAGUGCCGGCCCCAAGGACAGGCCAUGGAAGUGCCUGAUCAUAAUGGUGUUGGCUAUCCACGAGGUUCCCAGGGUGACACCUACAGGUCUAGAGGACAGCUACAGCGUCACCACACCAUCCAGACCUGCGAUGAUGCUUAUGAUCAGGCAGACCCCAUGUCUGGGAUGAGCCUCCUAGCUGGAAAGGCACUAAGCUCUGCUCGCAUGUCAGACAUUCUCAGCCAGACUUCGCUGACUGGAAGCCAGCAGCUGCACCAGCGAGAAGAUUCAGUGUGCGAUGUUGAAGGGGAGCUCCAUGCUGCAGCCUGCUACCCCUCAUCCUGCACCAGUGAUAUGCUCCUCAGCUACAAACCCCCUGAUCUGCAGUACAGCAUGGAGCAGGCUGGGGUCUAGCACAGGAAGGGAUGAAUCCUGUGUGCUUCGGUCCAUAUCAGCCACCCUGAGUUAUGUUGACUUGAGUUAAGCAGCAUCACGCCAAACCACCUUCGUCUGCCCGAGCAGGGGCGCUCUAUGUCCAUCUGUCUGUCUCCAUCUGUCCCUCAGAGGGCAGCGUGAGAGAGGGGGAGUGUGGGUGGGUGUAGACUUUCUUGGGUUUUUUUGGGGGGGGGUGGUUCAAAGGUUAAAGUGCCAGCAUUUUCUGCACAGACAUCCAGCAUUCUUUGCUGCAGGUUGUCUCCUCUUCUCAGCUCCCAUCCUGGGUAGAUUGGGGCUCCACUCCUCCCUCUUUCGACUCGACCUCCCCCAUCUCCCAUCCUCUCCCUCUUUGGCAAACCUGACCCACAUCACAUCCACCCGCAGCCCUGUCCAAAACCUUCCUUUUCCACCCCUAACUGUUGGCAUACGUUCAUUCUGUGCCUCACUGGCCGAACCAUUGAUACAGUAAUGCUUUCAAGAACCUGGAGUCCAACAACACAUAGACACACUGCUGCCGCAAACCCAAAGUAUUUACAUUUUGGCUCGAGUGUGUCUGUGUGAGUGUGUUUACACGUGUGCGUAAUUCAAACAAAAGGGUGAGAUUAGGGACAGGUGGUGUAUAUGAAGUUCAGCCUGCUGUCCUUGAAGCAGAUGCUUCCAGAGCAGGAUGAAGUCUCAGCAGCGGUUGGUGCUUCGGGUCAGACUCCAAAAUUGCUCUAUCCAAAGGUGGAGCUCAGUGACAUCGCACAGGACAAACCAGCUUCCUUUUUUUUGUUUUGUUUUUUCUGUUCUGUCAUUCUUUUUAUUCUUUUCAAAAGUUUAUUCAUUUUUACAGUUAAUGUCAGUGUAGGCAUUAUGGUCUGUAUGGUUACUCUUAUUACUGUUUUCUGUAAAAGAAGUUUUAUUAUAAUGAAUAUUAUUAUUAUUAAAGGAAAUCAGAUGUGUUUUGCAAGGAGGACAACAACGCUCUUUUGAUUACUAAAGUAAAUCUGCACUUUGGGUUCAAGCUAUCCUGUCGGUUUCCUCGCAGUUCCCUGCUCUCGUUCAUACGGUUAACCCGCUUUUCUAUCCCGCCCUCCCCAUCGCCUCCAACCCCGUAAUUCCACACUCAAUGUUCUCCAUCCUCCUCUCCAUGUCAGUGAUGUUGUAUUGCAUUGUGGGUAGUUUUACCAGACAUUUCCUUCUAUCCUUGUACAGUGAUGCCAUGUAUAGAAAGCUUUUACUUUUUUUUCUUUCUUUCUUUUUUUUUUUUUUUUUUAUUUUUUCUUUUUAGAUGUUGAGGAUUUUUUUAUUGGUAUUGUUUAUUGUUUGUAUUUUCGGAUGUCUUUAAAAUGUUUUUUCAUUGUUCUUUUGCUUUAUGAAUCUUGAGAUUUCUAGCCAAAAGAGGACAGAGAGAAGAGAGACUGCGCUCUUCUGUUCUUAUUAUUUUAAUGUUAUUAUAUUGAGACACUUGAAUAAGAAGAGAGUAAUUAUUUUGUGUUGCUUUUUAAAGUAUCAUUUCAAUCGAUGUUGUGAGUGUCAUUCUUGUUGAUGUUGGGCCUGUUUUUAUGUUAACGGGGUAGAUGUGGCCAGCUAUACAGGGUCAGGCUUUGGGCUUUGUCUGGGUUGGAUCGGGUGCUACAGAGACUUGACAAUUAAUAAAUAAAAAGGAAAAAAAACACAGACAUAAAAAUAAGGGAAUAACUUGUAAAAUAGCUGACAUAUCAUUCAAACAUCACAAGCGUGGAGAUGGACAAAUCCACCUCAGUUUCUCCUUUUCUCUGUCUGCUGUGAUCCUCCCAUCAUCCUUUUCUGCAUCGGCUUCUGGUCAGAUGGCGCCUUACGGACACGCCCCCCCUCCUUCCCAGCUAACUUUGCUACUAUGGCAAUCAUGGAGGAAACUACUGCUACAAUCGCCCCUUUUUCCUUUUGAUUUUUAUUAUUCAUACCUUCUUUUUUUCCCCCCAUUUUGCUUUUUGUCGGACUCUGAAUCUUAAGAGGAAGAUGGGAGGAGGUGAGGGCUGCAUUUCACGAACUGUUAAUGGCUCUUGUCGUCGUUGGAUACACCUGCACAAACCUCCAAACUUUAAAGGGAAACAUUUCAGGGGGUGACCAUAAGAAUGAAUUAUUAAAAUUCUUCACCAACAAAGGAAUACAAGGUUGCGUUCAGAGCAGGGAAGGGCGUGCACACCUUAAACAUGUCUCCCGGGUCUGUGGCUCUGCUGAAGGGCAGCCAGAUGGAGGCUGCUGCACGCCGGGGACCACAGCAGAGGACUGAAUCUCCUUUUUUGUUUUAUUUUUUUAAGCAUUUAAUGUUUGAGUUCUGUCUUUCCUCCAAUAUUUGGCCAUGAAAAGACUGUUGUGCAAAAAUAAUGUUUGUACAGGCCAGAUGGACGAAUACCUGGCUGCACUGUCUGCGUACUGUACGCUAUUUACGCCUGAAAGCUGUAGAUGGUGUCGUGCUGCGCUGGUGCUUUCCAUUUCCAGCAUGGCACUUCCUUCAUUACCAACUUUCACCCCUAUUUAGACUCCAUGCAGCUGAUGUUUACUCUAAGAAUAGAGGACAUAUGGGCAUAAACGCUGAGUUUUGCUUUGUUUUAAGAAACUAUACUUUACAAAUCAGUGUUCCUCUUGGCUCUGCUUCUUUUCUGUUCCAGAUCUUUCCACUUUGCUUUUUCAUUGUUUACACCAAGCCAAAAUAGAUUUGGAAAAGAAAAGAUUGAUGCUGCUGAGGACAAGGAGGGAAAUGACUGGAAUGGAAGGCAUCGGCAUGUUUCUCAUCCCGUGGCAAGAUAAAUAAAAAGGUCUGACAACCUUAGGCUCCUCAUGUCUAUUGUGAACGGCCAAAGGGGAUUUAUAGAAAAAGGGACAGUUCCAAGGGAAUGGAAAGCACUGCACAAAUUCAGAAAGUAGUGGAGCGAAUACUUCACACACAAAUUGAGCCUGAUCAGACCGAUCAUGACACCACCCUUCCCCGUCUUUCUGCCCUAACUCUUCCAUCCCUGACUUCCUUUUUGCUCCAUCCCAGCAAGCCAGCUCUCUGCUCCACCUCCCCUGUUUUUAGAUUCCUUUUUUUUUUUUAUCAGUUCAUUUUUUAAGUCUAUUUGUUGUUGUUUUUUUAUGUUAAGUUCUGUUGACUACAAAAAUACUAAAGUGCAACAACAACGAUUAAAAAUAUCAACCAAACUGAGAUGAAUAAAUAAAUAUAUAUAAAUAAAGAAAUAAUUUAAAAA
Melanotaenia boesemani (Boeseman's rainbowfish) is the source of this 7222-nucleotide messenger RNA. It is a transcript of the gene sik3, whose product is annotated as SIK family kinase 3. Gene Ontology annotation, molecular function: protein serine/threonine kinase activity; tau-protein kinase activity; ATP binding. The transcript is spliced from 27 exons. Bases 36 to 3989 code for a protein of 1317 amino acids. Gene Ontology annotation, biological process: intracellular signal transduction; protein phosphorylation; microtubule cytoskeleton organization. The record is from RefSeq and is a predicted model, not a curated record. Lineage: Eukaryota; Metazoa; Chordata; Actinopteri; Atheriniformes; Melanotaeniidae. Gene Ontology annotation, cellular component: cytoplasm.